AUGGAAGAUAAGCUGGAGGACAUCAUCUUCGCGCAGCUAAAGAACGCAGACCCUGAUCAGUUGUUUGUUUCGCCACUCAAGCUGGCCAACUGGAACCUUUUCGCCCAGCUCCUUGGUUACAUGAGCGAACUCAACUUUGUGUCGGUGACGCAACGAUUCCUUGAGGAAAUCGAUUCAGCUCUGCAGGAACGUGGGCUCCGAAGCCCUACCACGGCAAGCGGACGUGACAACGAGGGCAAGCUGGAGGUCGUGCUUGGGGGCAUGAGGCAUCUGCGCAUCAGGAUCCUACCAGAGGAUGCCUGGGAACACUCUUGCGAUUUUCUUGUUCGGCUAGCUACUAUGCUCUGUGUAUCACCGCCAGAGAGUUUCGGGGUUCAGUGGGUUCAGCUUGUGAUGACGACCCAGACAAAAGUCAGAGAUCGAUCUACCAAGCCCCUCUGCCUCCAGGUCAUUUCUCGUCUAUUGUGGACGUACAUCUAUCGCAUCAACGAUACUCCACAGGGCGCUAUCCGGAAACUGGACGAGAUCUUGAAGCUGGUGCUGCCAACAUCCAGACGGAGCAUUGUCGCAUCCGACGCUGCUGUCACCGAACCUCUCAUCCAGAUCAUUCGAACCGUGGGGUUUCGGUACCCGGAGUACUGCUUUCGUCAGAUUAUCUUCCCUCUGAUCAACGCCGACCUCUUUGCGAAUACCAAAGACCUGAAAGUAGAGCAGCUUGACCCAGACCGUAUAGUGGUCGGAAUCCGGGCGUUCUUGUGUAUCAUGUCAGAUCUUGAAAAAGGGGAGCAGGGCCGGCCGCCAUUUCCACAACACUAUAACAGCAGUUCCGCUGACGUCCGAUCGCCAAAUGGUGCCCCGGUUGGUUCGAAGGAGGAUGCUAUCUCGAGGCCUGUACUCACUCAUGUUCUAUCUGACACCGUCAGAGACUACUAUCUCAAAUUUUGCGAUAUUCUGGGCAAGAUCACGAGGAUAUGUGACAAUACCUUCGGAGGCCAAGCAACGCUGGACGAGAAAUUUGGCAGUCCAGGGCCCAAAACGCCCAUUACGGACACAUUCAACUUCACGCGCCGUGAAGAUCAACAGAACACCCCAGAUCAGAAACAAGCUUUCUAUGAGCUUCUCCACGUCGCCGUGCAAGCCUUGCCUCGCUGCUUCUCAGAGGAUAUACCAUUCAACCCCCUGAUCAAUUUGCUAUGCACUGGCACUGCACACAUUCAAUUCAAUAUUGCAGAAUCGUCCGCAAACUCCCUGAAAGCUAUAGCACGCCACGCCCACGCGCAAGGUGUCAUCAUGGGGUUCUCAAGGUUCAUCUUCAAUUUUGACGAUCGAUACUCGACCAUGUCCGACGGCGGCAUGCUGGGGCCGGGUCAUAUUGAAAACACCCUGCGUUUGUAUGUUGAGCUGUUGCAGAUCUGGAUUGAUGAAAUCCGGCAGAAGAUGAAGGAUGCCGCAGCUGAGGUUCCUGGAGCGGGCACUUCGGACAAGCGUGCACUCAAGUUGGAUCUGUCCAGCAUCUGGGCUGAGGUAGAUCAGGCCGAAGCACAUGGCCUGUUCUUCUUGUGUUCCCAAUCAAGACGCGUGCGCUACUAUGCGAUCACUGUCUUGCGACUCAUUUCUGAAUUCGAUAAAGCCUUGGGGAAGGAAUCCUCUGGCGAGGACUCUGGCAGACUCAUCAACAUACUCGAGAACGACGCAGAUGAAGUCAUGAGUUUCAACGAAGACCAUCUGUCGGUGGCUGAGCGCAGUCGUCUGCACCGUGGACUCAAGAAUGCUGGCACCAACAGCACAGGAAGCAAGGGGGCUGUAGUGGAGCUUUGUAUCAGUGAUGUGUCCUACGACACAACGCUUUGGUUCAAAAUCUUCCCCAACCUUGUCCGCUUAGCGUACGAGAAAUGCCCCUUUACUGUGGCUAUAUGUCGGGACCUUGUGUGCGACCGGACUCUACAGAUGUACAAGACCAUUGUCCAUCUGUCUGAGCCAUCUCGUGGAUACUACUACGGCAGUGAAGCCGGAAGCGCGAGGACACCCGCUCGAUCACCCACUGCGCACCCCGAGGUUCUCAUUGAACAAUGGAAGCUGUACCUGAUUUUCGCCUGCGCUACGCUGGCCGAGACUGGCAGCAACACCACCUUUGGCAAAGACCAACAUGCCCGCAAAGACUCAAAGUCAAGUGGUGACAAGAUUGUUACAGCUCGGACGCUGUUCAAGUAUCUGUUCCCGCUCCUCUCGGCAUCAUCGGCGUCGAUCCGAGAAGCCAUUGUUGUUGCGAUAGGGUCCAUCAAUAGACACAUCUACAGAACACUCUUGGAGGAGCUACAGGCCCAGGUCACACGGCUGAACGAUGAUGCCAGGGCACGGAUUCACCAGCGUUCCAACAGCACACCCCCGCGUAAUCGCAAGUUGGAUCUCCUGAGGACCGAAAUUACCCAUGUGUUCAAGGUCACCUCUCAUUUCUUGAAGGAGCCCGAAUUCUACAACACGGAUUUCUUCUUGGGAACCCUGACUGCUUAUGCCAAAGAUCUGAAGCUCUUCUUGAUGGAUGGAGAUGUGCAGAUGGAUUGGGAAUUUCAGAAACUGCGACGACACUACUGCGGCCUCAUGGAGGUGCUCUUUGAGGCAAUCAACCGUACCAAGGAUCCCUCGCGAUGGAUGACUUUUGAAUCACGCAAAUCCGCUUUCUCUCUGAUGGAGGACUGGUGUGGCUUUUCGCCCAACCAUACGCAAAUCAGAGUUCGUGAGGAUACUAUGCGGCAAUCUGUCAUCGAGCAGCAGUCAACGGCUGAGCGAGGCAUGGUCACAGCUGCCAUGGAAAAGGAGAAGCGAGACCUACGCACGGCAGCCCUGAGCGCCAUGGCUGUUUUGUGUGGAGGACCAAUCGGCGUCACGACCGAGAGCGGUGUCACCCUGCAAUUCGAUGUGCGGCGUAUGCUCGCCUGGGUAGAGGCCAUUUUCAAUUCUGGCAGCGAUCGAAUGAACAUCAUCGGCCGGAAAGCACUCGAGAACCUCAUCGUGCAUAACCAAGAAUACCCUUAUCUUCUGGAGCAUUGCAUCGCGCGAUGCUACCUUGCCAGUGUACCCAAGGUUCUCGAGAGCUACUUUAUUGUUACCACCCUGGUACUCGAGAACUGUCCCAGCUACCCGUGCCCCUUUUGGAAGCUCCUGGGGCUUUUGUUGUACACCUUGGGGAACGAUCUGAGCGAUGUCCGAUCCAAAUCAUCGUCGGUGCUGAGAGCUCUCGAGGUCAAACAGCAGAGAAACUCCAGACUUCAGGACUUUGACAUCAGCAUCUCGGACAAGACGCAGGCCGUGUACAAGCUCGCGCAAUUCGAGAUUUCCCAGAGAUUGGCGACGCAGUACACUGAGCUUGCGUUCUACGUGUUCGCGGAGUUCACACUAUAUUUCAAGGACUUGCAGCCAGCCUCACAGAGAAACAUUGUAGCUGUCAUGCUACCAUGGAUACAGAGUGUCGAGCUUAAGGUGGACCCCAAUGGAGGCCCUGCGGCCGAGUCGUACGUCUUUCUGGCAAACCUCAUUGAGCUCACUAUCAAAUCCAGUGGCGCCUUGCACAACGAGGUACAGGCUUUGUGGCAAGCGGUUGCUACAGGCCCAUUCCCCGGCAACGUUCGUCUGGUGAUGGACUUUGUCAUCUCUUUGUGCUUAGAUCGACGUGAGCAGAACUUUGUCGAGUAUGCGAAGCAGAUCGUGGUGUUCCUGUCGACGACAAAUAGCCCCCCGGGUGUUAAGGUCAUUGAGUUUCUUCUCAUGCACAUUGACCCCCGGAGCAUGGUUCCUAACGAGAAAAGAGAGGCUGUCCCACCGCCAAGCGACGUGUCUCUCUUGCCGUACUGUGCGGAUCUUACGGAGGUACUGCCGGUCGGUACCAAACAAGCUGGGUUUUCUUUAGGGCAGCUGUCCAUGAUUUUGCUUGUCGAUUUGAUGGUGGCGCCAUUGCAGCUUCCAGAGGAAAAUGUGCCGCUACUGCUGCACGUUGUCACCGUACUGUGGGAUCACUACAUGCCCUUGGUGCAAGAGCAGGCCCGAGAGAUGGUGGUGCACUUGAUCCAUGAACUUGUUAUUUCAGCAAUGGAUGAUCGGACACCGCCUGCUCAGAAAGAGACCAUCCAGGACUUGAUUGACCGUGUCAGACGUCACGAUCGCACGGUUGUCUGGGGCUACGAAGACAGUAAUGGCAAGGUUGAUGAUCACGACAAUAAGGUCCCUCCGGGCAUGGAGUACUUGACCACUGAGCUUGCGAAAACCUUUGAACACACGUAUCCGAGAGUCAAGGAGCAAUGGAGCAAACUGUCACUGACCUGGGCAACAACGUGCCCUGUGAGGCACCUCGCAUGCCGGUCGUUCCAGGUGUUCCGGUGUGUGCUGACUUCGCUUGACCAAAAAAUGCUCGCGGACAUGUUGGCCAGGCUGUCGAACACGAUCGCAGAUGAAGAUCCCGAGAUACAAUUCUUCGCAAUGGAGAUUCUCACAACACUAAAGACGCUCAUCGACAAGCUUGAGCCUGAGCGGCUGAUCAACUUUCCGCAGCUAUUCUGGACGACGUGUGCGUGCCUGGACUCGAUCAACGAGCGCGAGUUCCUCGAAGCCGCUGAGAUGCUCAAUGUGUGGUUGGUCAAGGUCGACUUUCGCUCGACCAGUGUGCGACGCAUCCUCGCAGAUGGCCAGCCAGCCAAGUGGAACGGAUCGUACGAAGGAUUGCAACCGCUGUUGCACAAAGGUUUGAGGUCGUCACUGUGCUGGCAGCCCACGCUCGACAUCAUGGACAAGUUGGUGCAGCUCCCCGGUGAUGGGCUGAUUGGCGACGAUGACCGUCUCUUCUACUCAGUGUUGGCUAAUUUCCCGCGUUUCCUCGAAGAGCUCGACAAUGGAAUCCCCAACGAGCUCACGCUUCACACAGCGCACAUCUUAGCUGAGGAAGCUGGUCGGCAAGGCCUGGAGAUGAUAAGCAACACGCUUGGCGAAUACACCGCUGGCAAUUUCCGAAGCAGCGAUGAGUUCUUGGGGCAGAUGUUUGUGUCUAUUCGGGAGUACUAUCUGCCUCACCAUGACUUCAAGCUCAUCACAACGCUGGUCGGUCUGUUGACCAACUCGCUGUCUUGGGUCAAGGUGCAGACUAUGCGCAUUCUUUGUGUCACGCUCCCCGAGAUCGACAUGCGCAACCCAGAACUUGCUGGUCACGGGUCUGACCUGAUAUCGCCGCUGCUUCGGCUGCUGCAGACGGAAUUCUGCAUGGACGCUUUGAAGGUGCUGGACAAUAUCAUGACCAUGUCCGGAAGCCACAUGGACAAGCACCACCUGCGGAUGAGCAUGACAAGAUCGACUUCUCGAGCUGUCCGCAAAGAGUACGAACGUACACAGAGUCUCUUUGGCAUUCCGGAGGCAUCAGGAUGGGCAAUACCCAUUCCUGCAAAGAAGACGGAGCUGACGCGGUCCAACAUCCAUGCAGCGUUCUACAUGUGUCAAGGCGCCGAAGGGACCCCACCUGAAGCGACGCCAACUGCCGGCCUGGAGUUCGAAACAGAUGAUUUCCAGUACAGCUACUGGGAUGCCAGCAACGAGUCUCGAACAGCCACCAUGCUGUCCGAUGGCGGUAGAGACGAAGGACCCAUCAGUGACCUGGUCACCAAGCUCGACAGCCUAGACGAGUUCUUUGACGAGCCCCCGAGCCCGACUACGGAUGACGAUCGCGAAUCGUCGCGCACACUCACCGAAUUGACACCGGAAUCGUUCGAGUCGGGUGCGCAGUUGUACGACGAGCACAUCUUGCCAAUCCUUCGAGAGGCGACGGUCAACAAUACAGCGUUCCAGAACGGCUUUGCCGACCGCACCCACGUCAAUGCCAACACGAUGACUCCGGGUGCGUUUAGCGCUACUGUUGUGCCAGCGGCGCGCCCUGCCUUACACAACCGCUCCAUCACAUCGCCAUCCAUGCCUGCGUCGCAGCAGAUGUCCGUGGCAGAGGUCAUGUCUGACGAUGAGCACCUGAGUGGAGAAUUGUCGGAUGGAGACGACGAACGACCCGUGCGCAGCAAGCCCGGCAAGGUCGGCCCAGGCCUACAGGAGUCCGCGGUGAAGCCGCAAACACAAGCAUCACGCAGCACGCAGCGCCCAUUUGCCAGCAGGAGCAGGUCUAGAGAUAUUCCGCCGGUGCCGUCUCUGCCGACGGACAGAACGAUAUGCUUCUCCACGGCGAGCAAGGGGCCCAGUGUACCCUUGGUAUAUCCUGAGCCACCCAGUGCGCACCACAAUAGUCUCGAAUCGUUUCUCGCCUAUGCCGAACGCUGGCAACUCGACAGAGCCUCCACCGUGUACGUGGGCACACUCUACGAGUACAGCAUCGCCAAAUCGCUGGAGCGCUACGGCUUCCACCUGAGGCGCGUUGGCGGCGCGUCAGAUUACGGUAUCGACCUGCUGGGGGAGUGGAAGCCGCCCUCCACGUCCACCUCUCUUCGUGUCCUCAUCCAAUGUAAGGGCGGCGCGCAGCGCGUUGGACCGAAUCUCAUCCGCGAACUGGAGGGGGCCUUUGUCGGCGCGCCUGCUGGAUGGCGCGGUCAGGGCGUACUGGGGUUCAUGGUCGCGCAGAGGCCCGCGACGAAGGGCGUCCGUGACUCGCUUGGGAGGAGCAAAUGGCCCAUGGGCUAUUUGUUUUGCGAGGGGGAGGGCGAGGUGAAGCAGAUGAUUUGGAACCGGCGCGCAGAGGAGGAAGGCUUGGAGGGGUUCGGUGUCACGACGAGACACGUCGAAUCGAAAGGGGAGCCGGAGUUGGCGCUGAUGAAGCAAGGCAAGCUUUUGCCUCUGGUCACGACAAAUGGAUAA
Messenger RNA from Emericellopsis cladophorae, 6831 nucleotides. RefSeq names its product Cell morphogenesis protein-like protein. Gene Ontology annotation, biological process: cell morphogenesis. The record is from RefSeq and is a predicted model, not a curated record. Gene Ontology annotation, cellular component: cell cortex; site of polarized growth. The coding region runs from base 1 to 6831 and encodes 2276 amino acids. The transcript is spliced from 3 exons. Lineage: Eukaryota; Fungi; Ascomycota; Sordariomycetes; Hypocreales; Bionectriaceae.